UUUUAAAUAUAAGUUUAUAAUAAAAUGUUGCAAUUUAAAAAAAAAGUUUCAAUUUAAUACAAUCACAAAUACAUGACAUAAACAUAUAUUUCAGUUACCAUAAAACACUCUUGCACUUAAUAAUCCAUUUUUAUUUAAUUGUAAAUAACAUAAAAUUGUUGUAAAAAUAAAAAAAAACAAUCUUGCUCUUUAAUUGCACCUAUCAGCUCAUAUUUCUGUAUUCAGUGUGAAGUCCAGUUUCAUCACCACUGUUUAUUUUGGAUGUUAGCAAAGGCCAGCAAACCAGUUAUGUUUGCUCGUUGUCUUCACACUACAGUUGUCACCACAAGUGUUUUUGUUCCCUCCUUAUCAUGUGACAGUUUCCUUUGGAGAAGUGAUAUAGAUGUUGUCAUUGCAUUCUAUAAAUCUUCUGACCACUGUCUGUUCACGGUGAAUGGGACGUGCAUUAGUGAAAGGCAAAAGCAGCUUUGUUUCCAGCUUUAGCAGCAGGGUUUUCACCAGAUGGUUCUGAUCAACACUCGGACUGGAGCUGUGUAGACCACCAGAGAAUACUAGAGCAAGACCAAGACCUCCUCAGAAGCAGCUGGUCUGGACGACCGUCCCAUUCCCAUCAUCGAAGGACAUCCGUCAGUCCAGACCGCACCAGGAGCCUCUCUUUGGAGAAUGAGCCACCUGUGACUUUCCUGGUCCGCAGCUCUGCCCUGGAAGACCUGACAUCUGUUGGGGAGAGGAUUGUAGAAGCCACGGCUCCUUACAGCGAGACCCUUCAGGAAGAGGAAGAAAUGUCUUUUUACAGCAAUGAGAGCCAUGUCAAAGAAGAAAAUCUUCCGGCAUGGGCCAGCCGGGCUCAGACAACUCUCACUGAAUAUACACCUUCUGAAACCAAAGAACAUAGUUUUACAAAAACUCUACCUCAUGAACCCAUGGAAGCAAUGGGCAAAGUGCAGGAGAAAGUUGAUGCUGCGUUUUCAGGGGGUAAUCACAACGUUAUAGUUCCCGCCAAAGAUGCAGAGACCAAAAAGACAGAAGCCCCUCCUUCCUCUACAAGUACAAUUGGCUCUUCAAAAGGUGUCCACGUCUCCCCGGCAAGAAAAUCCCUGGUGCCGGUGGCUCAGUUCAAAGCUCAGUCCAAGACCAAUGGUGAUGCAGAGAAGAGGACCCCUAAAAACAGUAAAGUGAGACCCUCUUUCCAUAAAACACCUUCCUCCAUCCCGAAAAAGGCCCUGACUUCCUCUUGUAGAUCUCCAUCAGUACCUGCCACCAGUUCUGGUCCCAAAGAAUCCAUGCCAAGAGCUAGCAGUAGACCUCAUGCUGCCGGUUCAAAGAUUCCUGCCAUGUCUGCAGUUGCCAAAAACGGAAAAGACUCUCCAAAGACCCCAGAGACCAGUGGGCACAGCAGCCCCGGGAUUCUCAAAUCCCCUGCCAGCAACGCUGCGGGAGGCAGGUCUCCAAGCACAGGAAAUGAAAUCAAGAAGGUCGCAGUGAUUCGCUCGACCCCUAAGUCUCCGAAGAACCGCUCACCCACUUCCCUUUCGGCCGCUGCCCCCCUCCCUGAUCUGAAGAACAUACGCUCCAAAGUCGGCUCCACUGACAACUUGAAGCACCAGCCUGGAGGCGGCCGGGUACAAAUUCUUGAUCAGAAGGUGGAUUUCAGUAAUGUUCAGUCUAAGUGUGGCUCCAAAGCAAACCUCAGGCAUGUACCAGGAGGUGGAAAUAUUCAAAUUCUCGAUCAGAAGUUGGACUUAAGUAAUGUGCAGUCUAGGUGUGGUUCCAAAGAUAAUAUGAAACAUGUACCCGGAGGUGGAAAAGUGCAAAUCCUCCACAAAAAGAUUGACCUGACCAAUGUGCAGUCAAAGUGUGGAUCGAAAGACAACAUUCGCCACAAACCAGGUGGAGGAAACAUUGAGAUCAGGUCUGAGAAGCUUGAAUUCAAGGCUCAGUCAAAGAUCGGAUCUAUGGACAACAUUAAACACACACCUGGAGGAGGCAGCAGGAGGAUUGAGUCACACAAACUGACGUUUCGUGAGCAGGCCAAAGCGCGAACCGACCAUGGUGCAGAAAUCGUGUCUCUAGAGGAGUCACCACAUGGCCUGAGCACCGUCUCUUCUUCUGGCAGUAUCAACAUGGCAGACCCCCCGCAGCUUUCCACCCUCGCUGACCAGGUGUCUGCAUCGCUGGCCAAGCAGGGCUUGUGAUUGGACCAUACUGCCACCAAACCCCGCCCCCUCCCGACCACAUACCUGAUGGUAUUCUAACCUCUCUCUGAAAGUCAUUUUGUGGCCCAGAAAACAACGCCAAGUAACUUUUAGCACUCACUGUUCGACUUUGUAAUACUUAAGAUUCAUUAAAGGCCAAUGAAGCUGUUUGAACUGUGAAUUAUGUAGGAAUUUGCCUGUUCACUUGCCCUUCACUUUAAGCCAAUGCCCUCAGUUGGAAUUAAAUAAUUGGAAAUUUCCUCCAACCACCCUCCCUUGACUAUAUUUAGUAGCACUAAAUUAAUUUAAUGUAUUUGUAUGGCUUUUAUUGACCAUUAUAUUUUUCCUUAGACAUGCUAUUUUUCGGUUACUAGUGGAUUUAGGACAGUUCAUACCGAACCCAUUUUCACUUUCAGAUAGGACUGUUCUCAUUUUUAAAUCAGGUUAAAUGUUAUGAAAACACUUUUUUUCUGUGUGCCUACAGUCUUAAAAUAUUGAUUUGAAUUAUGUCAGUGCUUCAUUGAAAAUGCCUCUCCUUUUUUUUUUUGCUUGUUCCCGAAAUUGACAAUUAUCAAAACAUUGAACUUGCACUUUUAUUUUUUUUUACAUAAACAUAAAACAAAAUUAUCUUCCAACUGCAGCUACGUAUUUUAACCAAGAUGAACAUUUUCUGUUUUGUACAGUUUUAUUGGUGACACUACAAUGAGGUUCAAUUUGUUCAUGAAAUAACAACAGAUAAUACUUUUACAGCAUUUAUUAAUCUCGAUAAAUGUUCAUUUCUACAUAUACUAAUGCAUUAUAGCAUUUUUUUGUUAACAGCAAUAGGAAAUAAAUUGACCAGUAUUAAAAAUUGCUGUUAAAAAUGGCUUUUUUUUUAUUAUACAUUGACUAGCGUUAUUGUAAAGUGUUAUUGUUUUAUUAAUGACAGGUUACAUGUGAGAAAUCUGGUCAUUCUUUGAAAUAUCUUGUGGAAACCUAUGCACCUGUAAACUUUCUCCAUAAUACUGCCAACAGUUCCUCUCAUUCUCAACAUCUAGCUCUAGUUGAGAAAGAAUUAAUGAGAUGCAUUGCCAAACUGUUCUUCUUUAGACACACACUUUAUUAUAAAUUGGCCUACUACUUUUACAAUAUUGUGUAUUGUAUUCUUCACGAAAAGCAUCACUCAAGCACAAGCAUGCUGUUAAACUUUGAUCUGACCACAUCAUCCGCUUCCACUACUAUAGCUGUAAAAUCUUAUGUCAAGGUAUUCUGUUUUCCUGAAUGAUGAUGUAAUGAACUCAGCCAAUCAUAUGGCUUAAAUUCUCUCUCCUGCACUGCACUAUCGCAGAAUGUUUAAUAAGCUUUGAACCACUUCACACUAUCUUUGCUCCUUGCAUGCAUUUCAUGUAAGCAGCUCGAGAUACUGCGUUCACCUCUUACAAGCCUACAUGCGUAUAUCCCGUAAUGGCUGAUGUGCUAAUUAGGAAUCUUUGUAGAUAGUAGUGAAAAAGAGCACUACUCAGAUGGCAGCCCCUGUUUCUUUGUGUUGGAGAUGGAGACGUGUAUCUACCAUUAUAUUUUAAUGUAUGCUUACUGUAUGUUUUUGACUGUAUGUUUAUAUGAGGAGAUUUAAAUAAUAAAAAUAAAAAAAAAACAGAUAAGUUCAGAAACCAUGCCUGCAACAUUUUAAUAUGCAUGCUGAGUUUAUACAUGGAUUGGCAACAUGUUUCUGAACAUUUUCUGACUACGGAAGGUUGUGAGAGUUUAGACAGAGGAAAAUACUGUUUGUUAUGUUUGUAAUGUUGUGUUGAGGGGGGAACUGUGUUAAUCGGACGUAAAGAGGGAAGGAAAGUCAGUCGUUCCUAGGGUUUAAAUGUCUCACUCUGUAGCACACCUGUAACAUAGUUCUGGGUGCAGUUUUGCGAUCCUGUUGUCAUUGACUCCACACACCAUUUUUGCAGUUGUAAAUUUUAGCUUGGGAACUGUGGUUGUCAAUAUUGUUUGUGUGUUUUAUUAAUAACUGGUUUACAAUGAUUCUUGUUGAUGUUCACGUGAAUUUGGAAAUAAAGGAUAUUAACCAAU
Carassius gibelio (silver crucian carp) is the source of this 4256-nucleotide messenger RNA. It is a transcript of the gene mapta, whose product is annotated as microtubule-associated protein tau a. Gene Ontology annotation, cellular component: neuron projection. The transcript is spliced from 10 exons. Bases 783 to 2195 code for a protein of 470 amino acids. Gene Ontology annotation, biological process: microtubule cytoskeleton organization; neuron projection development. The record is from RefSeq and is a predicted model, not a curated record. Gene Ontology annotation, molecular function: microtubule binding. Lineage: Eukaryota; Metazoa; Chordata; Actinopteri; Cypriniformes; Cyprinidae.